This is a messenger RNA of Anarrhichthys ocellatus (wolf-eel), 2868 nucleotides long. It is a transcript of the gene adam9b, whose product is annotated as ADAM metallopeptidase domain 9b. The transcript has 22 exons. Gene Ontology annotation, cellular component: plasma membrane. Bases 107 to 2551 code for a protein of 814 amino acids. Gene Ontology annotation, biological process: proteolysis. The record is from RefSeq and is a predicted model, not a curated record. NCBI's taxonomy places the organism in Eukaryota, Metazoa, Chordata, Actinopteri, Perciformes, Anarhichadidae. Gene Ontology annotation, molecular function: metalloendopeptidase activity.
GCACCUGACCAGCAGCAAGGAAGCAAAAGCACGAAACUUGCAUUUAUUAAUAGUUGACUUACCGUGGGCCUAAUGGGAAAAUAACCUUGAUACUUUAACGAGGAUCAUGGUCAGAAAAUACAUCUUAUUUGCUAUUGUUUUGCUGUCUUACGUUUCCUGGAUUGACAACACAGACAGUUUCAAUGGGCUAAAAUUAAAACUCUCCAAGUACUCCAUUGUAAAUCCUCAGGUGGUUCACAGAUGGAAAAGGAGCAUCAACAGACCGCCACAGUCGAAAGACAAACAUGGAGAGGAGACAAUAUCAUAUUCAGUCAACAUAAACAACAGGAAGCACCUCCUUCAUCUAAAACGGAACAGAGACUUUUUGCACCCAAACUUUGUUCAGUACUCAAGUGACGCCACUGGCAACACUGAGGCAUCAUAUCCAAAACAGCAUGUGCAUUGCUAUUACCAUGGAGAGGUGGAGGGAUAUGAGGAUUCAUUGGUAGCACUCAGCACAUGCUCUGGCCUCAGGGGUGUAAUCCUCCUUGGAAAUGAGACAUAUGGACUUGAGCCUGUGCCACAGUCCCCCACCAACGAGCACCUUCUGUACCUACUGAAGGACGAUGACUCCGGGCCCGUCACUUGUGGGGUCGUCAGUGAGGCUUCAUCAACGCAAAGCCAUGAACCCUUUGAGCCAGGCAAAUCACUGACUUCAAUGCUGCGGAAGAAGCGCAAUUUACCAGAAACCAGUUAUGUGGAGUUGGUGCUGGUUGCCGAUCAUCAAAGGUAUACUUUUAAGAAAAACAAUGAGACGGCUGUACGAGAGGAAAUAGUGCAGAUGGCUAAUCUACUGGAUGGGUUUUACAAGCAGCUGAAUAUCCGUGUGGUGCUGGUGGGCCUGCAAAUUUUUAAGGACAGUAACCCCUUUGAUGUGGAAGGCUCUCCAGGAUCUGUGUUGGGCAGGUUUGUCCGGUGGAGGAAGACUGUUCUGUUACCAAAGAUCAGGCAUGACAUGGCUCAACUCCUUAUUGGUCCGCCUACAUCAUACGGUAAUGUAUUGGGUAUGGCCUUCGUGGGCACGGUCUGCCACGCAGGGACCGCUGGAGGAAUCAACUUGUUCCGCGAGGACAACCUGCUUUCUGUCUCCACUGUGGUGGCCCAUGAGAUGGGUCAUAACCUGGGCAUGAAUCAUGACCGUAAUGGAUGCAGCUGCAAUGCGAAUAUAUGCUUCAUGUCAAGCGUUGGGGGUUCCGCUUUCAGUAGCUGCAGUGAAGAAGACUUUGAGAAUCUGAUCUUACGCGGAGGAGGCACAUGUCUGAAAAACCAGCCAUCCCCCUCAGAUGUGGUUGGUGUAGCUGAAUGUGGCAAUGGCCGACUGGACAAAGGAGAGCAGUGUGACUGUGGCAAACCAGCGGAAUGCAAAAGUAAAUGCUGUGAUGCUGCCACCUGCAAAUUCAAAUCUGGGGCCGUCUGUGCUCAGGGAGGCUGCUGCGCUAACUGUCAGAUCAGAGUCUCUGGAACACCAUGCAGAGGGUCUGUCAACACUUGUGAUCUUUCUGAAUACUGUGAUGGCAAGACUGAGUUCUGUCCCGGUGACUACUAUGUCAUGGACGGCCUGCCCUGUCAAGACCGUCAAACUGCUGCGUACUGCUAUGAGGGCCAAUGCCAGACGUAUGAUUUCCAGUGCAAACAUCUCUUUGCACCAGAUCCAGCAACAAAGGCAGCAGAUAUUUGUUUUGAUGCCAUAAAUGUGGGGGGAACCAUAUUUGGUAACUGUGGAAUUGGAAACAACGGACAACUUAUCAAAUGUAGUUCAGCAGAUUCCAUGUGUGGGAAGUUGCAGUGUGUCAACGUGGACUUGAACACCGUGCCCACUGGUGCCCAUAUCAGUGCCACAGACAUUGACGGGGAAAGGUGUAUUAAUGCAGACUUCAACCUCGGCCCAGAUGUGCUAGAUCCUGGCUAUGUGAACUCUGGCAGCCCUUGUGAGGAAGGAAAGGCCUGCCUGGAUUUUAAGUGUGUGAACGCCUCUGCUCUGCUGCCCAACUUGGACUGUGAUGCCCAGACCACAUGCAACGGCAGAGGGGUAUGUAAUGACCAAGGGAACUGCCACUGUGAAAAUGGGUGGGCCCCACCUAAUUGUGACAAGUCAGGGCGUGGUGGCAGCAUAAACAGUGGUCCUGCUCAGAUAGACCACUCCCUCAGGGACGGACUGUUGAUCUUCUUCCUGUUGGUGGUUCCUCUUCUGGUCCUUCUCAUCCUGGUGCUGCUCUACUUCUUCAGGAGAGACUCCCUGGACCUGUGCCUAAAAGGACGAAGCCUCAAGUCGCGUAAUGUUACAAAUGGAAACGCAAAUGGGAACUCAAGUGCCACAACCCAGCCUCCAUCACGAGCUCCUUCUGAUCAGGUUGGAUAUCCACCAGCUACUGCAGUUCCAAUUCCUGGUUUCAGGCCUGGAGAACUGGAUUAUUGGAAUGCAGAGGAAAGCACUGCCCCUGCACAACCACCAGCUCACAGGCAGGGCCCUGGAGUACCCGCACCAAUCCCACCCAGGCAGCCAGCUAGUUGAUUCUCUUUUAAUACAAACUAUAUUCAAGUUUAUUGUGAAUAUAUAUGGAGUUUACUACAGCCCAAGUGAGAUGAGUUUAAAACACUGUGAUAACAAAAUAGUUAUUUUACCUUGUUGCCAGCACUUUUUUAAAGGUUUACUGUAGUAAUGUGGUGGUGGAUGAGGUUUAUAGGCAAGUGAAUAUUUAUUGGAAUAUAUGUGGUUUUAUUAGAUUGCCGUUUAUCACUUAUUGGGAAUUUAUGCACAUAAGGUAUCUCUUUAAAUAUCCCCAAACAUUUUGUAUUUUAUGUUACUAUGCAUUUAAAUAAUUUAAAUAU